AUGAACUGGGCCGGCCUCUACACAGUGCUGAGUGGGGUGAACCGCCACUCCACCUCCAUUGGGCGCAUCUGGCUCUCUGUCAUCUUCAUCUUCCGGAUAAUGGUGCUGGUGGUGGCAGCUGAGAGUGUCUGGGGGGACGAGAAAUCCGCCUUUACCUGCAACACCCAGCAGCCUGGCUGCAACAGCGUCUGCUAUGACCACUUCUUCCCCAUCUCCCACAUCCGUCUGUGGGCCCUGCAGCUCAUCCUCGUCACCACGCCUGCCCUCCUUGUGGCCAUGCAUGUGGCUUACCAGCAGCACCAGGAGAAGAAGCUGCUGGUGCUGACGGGGCAUGCAGAUCCCAAGCACAUGGAGGAAGUGAAGAAGCACAAGAUGCGCAUCUCGGGGUCGCUGUGGUGGACGUACGUCUGCAGCGUGGUCUUCAGGCUGCUCUUUGAGGCUGUGUUCAUGUACAUCUUCUACAUGCUCUACCCAGGCUACCAGAUGGUGCGGCUGGUCAAAUGCGAGGCCUAUCCCUGCCCCAACACCGUCGACUGCUUCAUCUCACGGCCCACCGAGAAGACCAUCUUCACUGUGUUCAUGCUGGUCACCUCCAGCAUCUGCAUCGUCCUCAACAUGGCUGAGCUGGUCUACCUGGUGGUGCGGGCCUGUGCCCGUCGAGGCCAGCACAACUCCAACCCCUCCUCAGGGAAGAGCUCAUUCUAUGGGCACAAGCUCUCCUCUGAGUACAAGCAGAACGAGAUCAACCAGCUACUGACAGAGCAGGAUGGCUCCCUCAAGGACAUGCUGCGCCGUAACCCUGUGCUGCAGGAGAAGGGUGACCGCUGCUCUGCCUGCUAG
This is a messenger RNA of Indicator indicator, 840 nucleotides long. RefSeq names its product gap junction protein beta 1 (gene GJB1). Lineage: Eukaryota; Metazoa; Chordata; Aves; Piciformes; Indicatoridae. The transcript has a single exon. Bases 1 to 840 code for a protein of 279 amino acids. The record is from RefSeq and is a predicted model, not a curated record. Gene Ontology annotation, cellular component: connexin complex. Gene Ontology annotation, biological process: cell communication.